Molecule: messenger RNA, 1055 nt
Organism: Opisthorchis viverrini
Lineage: Eukaryota; Metazoa; Platyhelminthes; Trematoda; Opisthorchiida; Opisthorchiidae
Exons: 2
Source: RefSeq, a predicted model, not a curated record
AUGACGACUGAGCUAAAAUCUCUUCCCAUCUACGGUUUCACGGAUAGUUUGAGGGGACUACUGUCGCCAUCAAACGUAAAGCAGACUAACACCCAGGUCCGCACACCAGUCACUCGGAAAACCCCUGCCCAGAGCACAUCACGAAGCUUUACUGAUGUUCUUCUUCAAAGAGAGUCAGUGGAAAACCGGUAUUCUGAUGAAAACAAACCAUUGUUGGACACUCCCGCGUGUGCUCCAUUCACCGGUAAAUCGGAUUUAAAUGGCCCCUUGCUAAUGAAUGGCAUUGAUACCUCUAUUGUUGAUCAAAGACUACCGUCAAUGCAGAGCGAAGUGGUCGCUGUCGAAUACGAAACGCUGGACAUUCAUGAAACCUAUCAGCUGGGAUUUUGUGACUUUGUGGAUGGUGCGGAGAAUUCCUCUAGGCUCUAUGUAUUUGACUUUGUGGACGGUCUAGAGGUCUCCUAUCCCGUUUCUAUCCCUACAUCUACAGAUCCACCCCUAGACCUUCCUCCACUCUUUCUAGAACCGGAUUAUAUCGAUCAGUUGGCUUUAUUGGCUUCCAAUGCAUUUAGCGAGUUAAUCCAAUUGCUAAGUGAAUGGCUUUUAUGUUGCCAACGCACUGAUGAGCAACGAUUUGUGUGGCAACAUGUAGCCGCACACCAAGAGGCUGUCGAGUUAAGGAGACGCACCCUAGAACUUUUGAAUACGCUCAUUCCACACAGUGUUCCACUGUCUGCCUUCGAUGUACAUUCUCCACGUGUGGAUCAAUUUUUUGCCCGUCUGUUGUCCCCAACUCGAUCGACGACGACCUGGCACCAAAACGUUCUUACAACCACAGCCAACUCGAUCGAUGACGACCUGGCACCUGGAGACAAACUUCAUCCCGUAGUAUCUCUUUGUCCCGACCCAUAUCACUGUUUGGCAGUCCUACGUGCGCAGAUUGUCCUGCUAUUGAGAACACUCCUGCCACAGAUGAAAUUACCACAGUCUUUCGAUACUGGUCGGGACCUAAGCCCCCUGCUGUCACUCAUGUGCGAGCUCAACCGGACAGUCUA